CUCUCUGUCUCGCACUCUAGAAUCCUAAAUUUCAGGAGCCUGUAACUCUGGACUUCCUGGACGCUGAGCUGGAGGAUGAGAUUAAAGUAGAGAUAAGAACGAACAUGAUUAAUGGAGAAACCGGCCACCGCACCGUACACACACUAGUGAAGUCCCAGGAUGAGCGGUACAUAGACCGAAGCGAAAGAUCGUACACAUAUGCCCCUGUAAAGGGUACAGAUUACAGUCUAGCCUUGGUCCUUCCAGUGUACAGCCUGCAUUACAUCCACACUACUAUCGGAGACACCAUCACCCAGGCCAAAUUCUCUGAAAGCCUGCAGGAAGACAAGUUUGAGGAGUAUGGAUACACUCUCAUUGCACCAAGGGAGUAUUGUAAGGAUCUGAAGCCGUCUAAAAACAAUACAGAGUUCCUGAUGGACUUCAACGAGUACAUUGACAGGAAGACUCCCAACAACCCACUGUGCAACGUGGAUCUGGUGAACAGAUUGUUGCUGGACGCUGGGAUCACGUCAGACCUCGUCAAGCAGUGGAGAGAUCAGAUGCCAAAUGGAGUCCUGGCCAGGUUUGUGGCCACUGAUGGAGGAAUCACUCGCAUUUAUCCCAAGAGUGCUGGACUAGACUGGACAGAGGACCCAGAGACGUACGAGUCAAGCUUCUAUAAGAGAAGUCUGGACAAUGACAUCUACAUCUUCACACCAACACCCUACCAGGAGGACACCAACAUGACUGAGGACUCAGUCCUGGUGAGCAGAGCAGUGAACCUGGACAUUGAUGGAGUCAGACUCAAACCAGCAGGUAAGGACUCUACACACCAGGGUCAUCUUUAAUUGGGCACACAACAG
Molecule: messenger RNA, 842 nt
Organism: Salvelinus fontinalis (brook trout)
Lineage: Eukaryota; Metazoa; Chordata; Actinopteri; Salmoniformes; Salmonidae
Product: voltage-dependent calcium channel subunit alpha-2/delta-1-like
Exons: 10
Coding region: 105-827 (240 amino acids)
Cellular component (GO): L-type voltage-gated calcium channel complex
Molecular function (GO): voltage-gated calcium channel activity
Source: RefSeq, a predicted model, not a curated record